AGGCGCACAUCAUGUUUACACGACCACAUGACCGGCUUAUCUGCUUAGGUGUUUUGCUGGUUGCGCUUGCCUGUGUUCAUGCGGAUGACAACAUGGGUAGUUUACAUUGGAACAAAGCACAUGGCCUAUGGGGUAAACGGAGCUUAUUUAAGAACGACAAAUAUGAUGCGCAGGAGCGAUCUCCACAAAACAGUAGACCAUACGAAUCAUUGUGGGGAGAAAGGUAUGCCCUGCCACCAUUGUCAUCUAACGAUUGGGCGAAACGAUCACAGUGGCAGCUGGCUAAUGGUCUGUGGGGACGAUAA
Molecule: messenger RNA, 305 nt
Organism: Cylicocyclus nassatus
Lineage: Eukaryota; Metazoa; Nematoda; Chromadorea; Rhabditida; Strongylidae
Source: the annotation of a GenBank genome assembly